AUGCGGACACCAGAGGCUUGUUCCUCAAAAGGGCCAGUUCUGUUGUUCGUAAUUUCGCUUAUCUUUCAUGUGGCAAUUUUCGAAACAGAUCACAACUUACAGCUACACUUGGUUCGCUGUGCGGUCACUGUAAGCACAAGACACUUCUCUCCUGGCGGAACGUUACUAAUAUCUGUACCAAACUGCAGUGCCAGCUCAACACAUGAUCGUACAAUCGGCCACACUCACGAGGAAUCGAAGAUUUAUGAUCAAAUAGUGAAGGGGCUGCAGCUUCAGACACGGUGGCCAAUUGUAAUCUCGAGACCUGGACCCAUAAAACACGAAACGUCACAUCUCAAAGAUCAUAGUUACGUCUUAAUCACGUGUUUUCAGGUCACGCUUAAUGAUGUGCUUCGGAACCUGGAGGAACAGCUUAAUGCUUUGAAGGUACGAAAAUCGUGGAACCCGAGGGGUCAGUUCCUGGUCCUGACCACUGAAAAGCACUCCUCAGGCAGACUGCUGGUGCGAAAGGUGUUGGAACUGCUUUGGAGUUUCAAGGUACUUAAUGCAGUAGUUGUGGUACCAGAACUUCCUCAAGCACUGGUUCUGUAUACUUGGUACCCGUACCAGUCACGUGACGUCUGUACCCAUGUGAAGGAGGUCGCACUGGAUUCAUGGCUUUUCGAGAACGGCGGUCAAUUGGUAUCGAACACUACUCUGUUUCCUCUAAAGAUUCCUUACGAUUUGAAAGGAUGUAAUAUUACUAUAUCUGCACUUCAAGUAGAGCCAUACACUUUCCUGUCAAAGGCAGAUAAUUCUGAGGUCGCAUGCAAAGAUGGGGUAGAGUGUCGAUUAUUACAAUUCAUAAUGGACAAGCUGAAUAUGAGUUUUGAGCUGAAGUCACCAGGUGAAGAAAUGUGGGGGGAUAAGCUAGAAAACAAUUCGUGGUCAGGGAUGAAAGGUCACUUGUAUAAGAAUAUAUCUGAUAUCGCAUUUGGAGCCUUGCUCUUGGAGGAAGAAUUGUGCAAUGUAUUCGAAUGCACUAACAGCUACAUUGAAAAUUAUUCAUUCUGGAACCUGCCACGUUCGGAAGAGGUUGCGAAGUGGAAAGGCGUGUUCCGGGUCUUCAAACCAACUACUUGGUUAGCCUUUGGCGCGGUCUGUUUCGCAGUUGUUCUUCUACUGUGGCGAAUAGCACGCAAUAACAACGCGGUUUCAUCACAUACAUCAUCGUAUGCAAACUUCUGCAAGUGUUUUCUUAACGUGUGGGCGGUGGUGCUUGGUGUAUCGGCGUCAGAAAUGCCCCGGACUUCAAGGCUGAGAUCGCUGUUUCUGAUUUGGCUGUUCUAUUGCCUUCAUAUGGACACCGUCUAUCUUUCAUACCUGACAACUUUCAUGAUUCAUUCGGGUUAUGAACACCAAAUUCAAAAUGUCGAAGAGCUGGUAGAUUCUGAUAUGGAGUACGGCUACAAUAAAGGCUUUGACAAAUAUUUUAACGAUCUGACUGAUCCAACAAUGGUAAAGAUGCUGCGUCAUCGGAAACACUGUGAUGGUUAUGGAGUCGAAUGUUUACGAAGAAUGACCAAGAAUAAAGACUUCGCACUGCUUGCGACGAGCUAUUUUAUGGAAUACCAAAUCUCUCGCGACAACGUUCUACAGCCAGGCAAAUCUCUAUUUUACACUUUCCAAGAUGGGUUCCUCAGAAACAGUUUCGUUUUUUACCUGACUAAAAGAAGUCCAUUGCUGGAAAGGAUCAACACCAUCAUCAGGCACGCGGCCGAAGGCGGGUUCCUGGACCAAUGGUGGAGAGAGAUGAAGACUUCUUGGAUACUGAGCAGUGCCAUGGAUAUUCAAGAGGAAUCCUCCACACUUACUUUGUCACAUCUACAAUCUGCGUUUGUUAUCCUGUUUCUAGGACUCGGAUUGUGUCUCGUUGUAUUCGUAGUUGAACUGGCCUGUGUCUACGGCUUAAAAAAAAACGCGUAA
Zootermopsis nevadensis is the source of this 1965-nucleotide messenger RNA. RefSeq names its product glutamate receptor ionotropic, kainate glr-3. Gene Ontology annotation, molecular function: ligand-gated monoatomic ion channel activity. The record is from RefSeq and is a predicted model, not a curated record. Gene Ontology annotation, cellular component: membrane. Lineage: Eukaryota; Metazoa; Arthropoda; Insecta; Blattodea; Termopsidae.